Messenger RNA from Chiloscyllium plagiosum (whitespotted bambooshark), 580 nucleotides. The record is from RefSeq and is a predicted model, not a curated record. NCBI's taxonomy places the organism in Eukaryota, Metazoa, Chordata, Chondrichthyes, Orectolobiformes, Hemiscylliidae.
UAACCGCAGUUCCCAGACAAGGAAGUUAGAGGUGCCUCCACCUUGUGUACGCGCUAUUUGCUUCUGGGUAGAAACAGUACUUUAUCGAGUAGUUUUAAAAAACCUGGGCGUCUGCUGUCUUCGUGUUCACUAAGUGGGACUUUGGAGAAAGAAUCUUUGAUUAUGGAUUUUGGAAAGUCCUGUGACAAGGAUAAGGAGAAGCAGAAGGAAAAGUGUGAAAACAAAAAACAUAAAAAGAAGGAAGAAGGUAAAGAUGCAUCAAGUUCAAGCUCUACAAGCAGCAGCAGCAGCAGCAGUUCAGAGUGUGAAGGCAAAGAAAAGCAUGGGGAUCCAAAAAAGAAGAAGAAGAAAGAAAAGAAGCACAAGCACGAUAAAUGCAAGGCAGAUAAGCACAAACCUUGCAAAAAAUAGCAAAGCAUGUUACACAUGACAUCAUCAGAGUUGCUACUCCCCUUUCUUAAAGAUGUUUGCUUUAAACAAACACAUUAUUACUCAGUCACUGUUUCAUAAAAUGAAUGAUUAAAUAUGAACUGCAUGAUUAUCUAAGUUCUACCAAAUAAAGAAUAUAUCUGAAUAAUCA